Messenger RNA from Staurois parvus, 678 nucleotides. The record is from the annotation of a GenBank genome assembly. Lineage: Eukaryota; Metazoa; Chordata; Amphibia; Anura; Ranidae.
AUGUUCCUACAGAGGAUGAGGGCCGGACUGCCCGGUCUGAUCCCUGUGCGGUGGAGCAGAUAUAGCCCUGCGUAUGUAAAUCCAGUCACAGAUAAGGAGAAAUACAAGCGUCCUUUAGAAGAACUAAGUAAAGAAGAAAAGGAAGAAUGGGAUUUUAAAACUGUCAGUCCUAUUAAAGCAUGUGCACCCAAUCUGACUAGCUCUAUCUUCUCCGAUGAAACCAUAAGUAAAUUCACAAGCAUGAUGAUGAAGAGUGGCGAUAAGAUACUGUCAAGAUCCAUCAUGAACAAGACUUUAGAGAAAAUAAAGCGAACGCAGUUGGAGAAAUAUUACAACGCCUCCCCUAAUGAGAGGGAAAGUAUCGAAUGCAAUCCUUACAUCAUCUUUCAUGAAGCGAUGGACAACUGCAAGCCCACCAUUGGCCUCACAAGCGUCCUAAGAGGCGGGAAAUCCUAUCAGGUUCCAACACCACUGUCUGACAAUAGGCGGCGCUUCUUGGCCAUGAAGUGGAUAAUUACAGCAUGCCGAGAGCAGAAGACUAGCCGACGGAUGUAUGAUAAACUUACUGAUAUAAUCCUGCAAAGUUACAUGAACGAAGGAAGUAUUGUCAGGAAAAAAAAUGAGCUACAUAAAAUGGCCGAGUCCAACAGGGCAUAUGCUCACUUUCGCUGGUGGUAG